Messenger RNA from Malus domestica (apple), 962 nucleotides. The record is from RefSeq and is a predicted model, not a curated record. Lineage: Eukaryota; Viridiplantae; Streptophyta; Magnoliopsida; Rosales; Rosaceae.
UACAUUUCCAAAUUUCCCAUUAAAAUCUCUCAAAUUCUCAAUUAAAAUCUCUCAGCCUCCUAAUUUCGCCAAAAAUGGUUCAAACCCUAGUCCGAGCAAUUGUCGUGGCCGCUGCCACCGCCACCACCGCAACAUCUCGCCACCCCACAAUCUCUCUCCUCAUACCCAAACUCCUCUUCUCGACAUCCAAACUUACCAACCCUCCCUCCAUCCCAUCCCUCAUGCUGGGCCGCCGAUCCCUCGCCCCGCCCACCCACGAUGUCCGAUUCCCUACCGCCACCACCAGGUACACUCCGAUCUGCUGUGGGGUCAAAUCAUGUUCGAAAUUUGGCCGUCCACCAGAAGACAUGGAAUUGGUCCACCAAGGUUGGGAUUACUGGUGGAUCGUCAUGGAGAAGCCCGGCGGUGAGUGUGAUCCAAUCGAUUACUAUGCAGAGACACUGGCUAAAGUCGUUGGUGUGAGGUAUACUCUGGAAGUAGCAAAGAAGAAGAUAUACAAGGUGUAUUACGGCUGGAGCUCCGGUUUUUUUUGUAAGAUUGAUGAGCUGACGGCACGUAAGUUUGAAGGCUUGCCCGGUGUUCUUGAAACUUUCCCGGAUCCGGAUAUGGCCGACGACUGAUCCGAUCCUUUUUGGCUAUUCGGCGGAUAAUAAAAAGACAAUUCCAAGCCAACAGGACUUCUUGCUUUACAAAGAUCAGGAGGGGGAGGGUUAUUGCAAUAGCUCUUUCGUAUGGUGAUGAAGAUCAAAUGCUUUAAAGCAUAAGCAUAUUAGGAUGGCUAAACCAUGAUUUUGUUUCGUAUCAUUUGGGCAAAGUUAUUCUCUAGUUACUGUAGUUUCAAUUGUCACGAUUUAAGUCAUUGACUAAAUUAUUUUACAACAACAACAAACAAAGCUUUAUUCUAUUAAGUGACAUCGACCGAUGAAUUUAGAACGCUAUUGUGCUCGGUUUUGCACGAAAUC